Colletes gigas is the source of this 801-nucleotide messenger RNA. RefSeq lists its product as uncharacterized. The coding region runs from base 1 to 801 and encodes 266 amino acids. NCBI's taxonomy places the organism in Eukaryota, Metazoa, Arthropoda, Insecta, Hymenoptera, Colletidae. The transcript has 2 exons. The record is from RefSeq and is a predicted model, not a curated record.
AUGACGGAAGACACGCUCAGAAUGGGACGACCCACCUCCACGGGUAUCUCCUCCGACGUAGAGUUUUGGAGAGACAGACGUGAUAAAUCUUACCGAUACGAUUCUGGCUUCGAGUCUGCUCUAUCCAGUACUUCCAGGUCGUACAGUUGGAGAGAUUCUUUGACGACUUUGACCAAAAGGAGAAUCGACGAUUUCCUCGAUUAUAAAUUGAAAGAUACUUCGAUCGACAGAUAUUACUUCGACGCUGGCUCGUACUAUCGAAGAAGAAGAAAAAGGGACGACCAAAUUACUCGAGCGAGAUCGAUCAGUUUAUUAAAAUAUGACGAUUACUCGACCGGCGAUAGCGACACGACUAUUACAGCUGCCAGUUCUACGAGACUAUCACGGUACAGCAGACCACAGACGACGUCUCGAACCGACCUCGAUUUUUAUCUACCUCCUAUUAAAAGCGAGAUUAUACCGCGCGAAAAGGGAAAGAAACCAUCGUUCUGCACAAGACUGACCAACAGAACCGUAGGGGUUGGUAUGAGAACAAGAUUAACCUGCACGGUACUUGGACACCCGGAACCACGAGUUUACUGGACCAAAGAUGGCGAGAAACUCGACAUAAGCUCAAACCGAUAUCGAACUCGGUUUGACAACGGUAUGGCUUAUUUCGAACUGCAUGAAGCCCUCCCCGAAGAUUCCGGACUGUACACCUGUGUUGCCGAGAAGUUCAGGGAUUGCAACCACCGAAUCCACCUUAAAAAUUAUCCCGAUUUCAACCAACACUCUCACCCCCACCUUUACAAGAUCUAUUAA